This is a messenger RNA of Akanthomyces muscarius, 420 nucleotides long. RefSeq lists its product as uncharacterized. The record is from RefSeq and is a predicted model, not a curated record. Gene Ontology annotation, molecular function: DNA binding. Gene Ontology annotation, cellular component: nucleus; cytosol. NCBI's taxonomy places the organism in Eukaryota, Fungi, Ascomycota, Sordariomycetes, Hypocreales, Cordycipitaceae. The coding region runs from base 1 to 420 and encodes 139 amino acids. The transcript is spliced from 3 exons.
AUGGACGACUCCGAGCUUGAACAAAUCCGCAAGGCUCGUCUCGAGCAGCUCAAGGCGCAAGGCGGCGGCGGCGGUGGUGGCGGUGGCCGUCAAGGUGGCAGCGGCGGCAGCGGCGCACAAGACCAAGAACAAAAGCGACAACAGCAAGACGACGCCCGCCAGAGCAUCCUAAACCAGAUCCUGCAGCCCGAGGCCGCCGACCGCCUCGGCCGCAUCCGCCUCGUCAAGGAGGAGCGCGCCGCCGAGAUUGAGAACCGGCUGAUUGCGCUGGCGCAGUCGGGCCAGCUGCGCGCAAAGGUGACCGAGGAGCAGCUCAAGGAGCUCCUCAACGCCGUGGCCGAGAAGAAGGAGGAGGAGAAGAUUGUGGUCAGCCGCCGCAAGAACUGGGACGACGACGACGACGACUUUUUCGAUCUAUAA